This is a messenger RNA of Bursaphelenchus xylophilus (pine wood nematode), 450 nucleotides long. The record is from the annotation of a GenBank genome assembly. NCBI's taxonomy places the organism in Eukaryota, Metazoa, Nematoda, Chromadorea, Rhabditida, Aphelenchoididae.
AUGGCUGCAUUACCGAUCCCUUAUCUUUAUUUUGAUAUGUUCUUAACAGAAACUGCUCUCCAUAUUGCUUCGUUUGCAAGGUGUUUGGAAGUGUUGAUUGUUUUUGCCAGAUAUGUUGGAGUCUUUUACCCAAUGGCCUUCAAACACGUCUUCCGAAGACGCAAUUUGAUUGUUUUUAUGAUACUGAUAUCAUCUAUGGCUUAUGAAGUUAAUGGUAAGGCAAUAAUCAUUUUAAAGUUCUGUCAUAUUGAAGGAAAUUGCCUAAGGUCUUAUUCAACAUUAACCCUUGGCUACAACAUCGUUAAUACGACGCUGCUGACAGAAGAGUGCGACUACGACUAUGACAAUGCGUACUACUUACUUUCGUCAUGGGGACCGCUGUUAUUUUGUAUCAUACUGUCCGUAGUCACGGUCAUCAAGCUUCACUCAUUAAAUAAAGUAGGUUUUUGA